CUGCUCACAUCGUCUGCUCUGGUUGAAACGCUAGAUCUCCGGUCUGCGCAUGCUCAGAAGCAAAGCUGUCUCGAACGUAUGCUCGCAGAAAAGCGCACCUUAGUGCGCAGGUGGUGAUGGCGCGUUGACCGAUGCAACCGACACGCGUUGUUUGCUCAUUCGCGCCGAUGUCUUGACCCGCGUAGUGCGUAGGCCUUUCGAGCCUCGCUACAGCCGGAACCUCUGCUGGUGACUAGUCUGGAGCACACAUUUGCACUCGUUGCUCAGGAGAAUCUCGCCCGACCGCAGAUGGACGAAGUAUGCGCGUUCCCUGCGCUGUUGCCGUUCACCAUCGGCUUCGGCGUCCCGGCCAUCUACGUGCUGACCACGAUGGCUUACCGGCUACGCUACGACUUCGACGCCGUCGUGAGCAGACGGGGCGGCGUGACCAACACGUUCACGAGCAUAAGUCGAGCAACAGCGACCCCGCCGUGGUCUGUUGGCUGGGUCCUAGCAACGGUCGUCCACCUGGUCUGCAGCUUGUGGGUCAACGGUGAGUUUACGGACUACUGGGACGCCCGGGAGCAUCUGCUGCCGCAGGGGCGACGGGACGCGUACCGCAGGACGGUGGAGUGCGCCCGUCACCUGCACUGGCUGCGGGCGGCUGCGCUCGUUCUCGUUUCCGCCAUGACCACUCGUCUUUCCGAGAGACUGCAUUUUAUCUCUGUGACCAUAUUUCUUACCACUGACUACUUUUAUCACCGCUACGUGGACGACCUGGAAGAGGAACUCUUCGCACGCGUCAAGGACCCAACGGUGGCCUGCUCGAGCUUUCACCAUCGCGCUGCCAACGACGUGAUGACAGUGCUGAGCGCUUGCCUCCCGCUGAGCUUGGUGCUUCACUUCUUCGGGAGGGUCUCCUACGCUCAUUCAGCAUUUGGUUUCUUCGAGAUCGUCUAUGGAGGCUGUCAUGGAUGGCAUGAUUUCAUCACCACUGUGGUAGUAACGCGGCAAGCCUACCUGGCCUGCACCGACGACCCAAGCAUGCUAUGGCACUGCUUUCCGUCGCUAUCGUCAGCACUGACCUAGUUGCGCGGGGGAAGCUCCUCCUGGCUGACCUGGUGCCUGUGGCUGCGUUAGUUGCCUUCGGCUUGACACAAGCAAUUGUCUCGUGCUUCAUCGAUACCUGCACCAUAGCGCCAAGAAACCCUCAACAAGCGCGAUCUGUGUGCACUGCUCCAGUUAGGUAUCGCACAAGCUCUGGUCCUUCGAGUACGUGAACAGGUGCUGACGGCUGCUGGUUGAACCUGACAAACGGACUGAUUGCAAAACUCAAUAGUUCAUCUUUAUCAUCUUAGCACUGGAAACGGUUGGAAGCUCUGGAGGCGCUGCCCUUCAGUGAUAGACAUUAAGGAAACUUUGUCCCUGCUUUCAUCAUGAGCAACUAAAAGCUUGUCCAUAGAGUUCAUUUUUAAACGAGGAUACCUUAUCUCCACAAUAUCCUGCUCCUGUGAACAUGUCCGAGGAACUUAAUGGCGAGAUUCAUUCGGGAGACGCUAAAGUCAAUGAGCUCAUCAAGAAAGAGCUGGAACACAUAGUCGUAAUUAGUGACCCCGCAUGUGCAAGGGCUGAUUGUUGGAGACAAGGUGAUGCGCUUCAAUAUCAUUCUUGUUCCGAAAAAGAUGCUGGCGUGCUUCAGCACAUUUUCACUACGGGUCCACCCGUGAACCUGUGUAAGGGGGCGACUCCAUUUUGCCCCUAUAUUUUAUUAGCCGAAAUACGGUACGUACAGGUAAUUACAAAUACACGUACUAUUUAUUCUACGUAUCUACGUAGAAUAAAUAUUCUACGUACCUUACGCUAUCUUUCCACAUACCUUUCCCCAUACGUGGGCUGGGUUUCCCUGUGCAUUUCGAUGGGCGUUCUUCCCUUGCUCCAUAGAAAACGAAUCGCACUUCAUUGUUCGAACGCCGUGGGUGUGUAAAGCAAGACCGCCAUCUUCAACACCUGACAGCUGCGCCCUACCGCCAGAUAAGGCAGGGCCGGUCUUAGAAAGGUCCACGACUGGGAAUGUAUAUGUUGACUUCGCAUUUACAGGCCUAAUUUGUCUAAAAGAUAAGGGCCAAGACUUUCUGAUUCGCCAUCGUAUACGGGAAAUCUCCCCGAGCGCGUUCAGGGUCGCAUUUGAGGACCACGAAGGAUGCUCUCGCUCGAACUUAACUCGCGUUACAUUUUAUGCCCGGGGGACGUUUGCAGCAUAUAUCUUACCGGGAUGUUCAACAACCUGUGCUCACUGACCUUGAACCUCGAAAACAUAAGCACUACGUUCGCCGCGGACAUUGCAGUUUAUCUCGGAGAGAACAAGAAACGGAGGCAUUUCAGUCCCCGAUACUCCUGCGGCGACGACGGAGGUGCCGUGGCGCUCAUCGAAGCACUGACGCUAAAUAGAACGCUCAAGAAAUUUCCUUUGGCGGAGCUCAAGUUGCGUUCGAAGACUGCGAUCGCCUUCGCCAAGAUGCUGACAGCCAACUCUAGGCUUGAGCUGGUGGACUUGUUCAAUGUGUGUUUCGUGGAAGAUGACAGUGUCAGCGUUCCCUGGGCCAACACAGUUGUGCGGGUGUUUUUAAGAGAUUUCGCAUCGUGUGGAACGGGAAAUUUCUGCCGCCGCUUACCAGACUUAUCGAUCAAAAAGAGUGUUGGCCUGGUGAGCUUUCCAUCGGGAUCACGGCUUCGGUGGACCAGGACGUUCUCCGAGAGUUCUUCGAGUCUGUGGCCAGACACUGCAAUUCGUAAGCUACAUUUCUACCCGAGCGAUGAUGCAUUGGACGCGCUCGCUAUGGCAUCGCCUCGGUCGCGGAGCAGACGGCGACUCAAGGCAAUCCAGAAGCUCAUGUCCGUCAAACCGGGCAACGAGCACCAGCUAGUCAAAGUUCUGAAUGCUUUGAAGGAGAACCGCUCCUUGACAUAGUUCACCACGUACGUAGAAUUGUUGAAGCCAGAAAUAGCGACAUCCUUGUCCGUGUUGCCAACGGUCAACGACACUCUGAACGAUGUUUUUCAGUCUGCAAGUAUUGGGGAAUCGCCGCCUGCCUCGUGGCAACUAUAUAUCCUCCAGGGUCUGAGAAGCAACUACACAUGGACGCCUCUGUUGGUUUCUUGGGACCCUGACGAUGACGUAGAUGUUGUCCUCGAGAUGGCAGAGCUCGUGAAGAGGAACGUCCGUCUCCACGAGAAAGCGGCUGAGCUCGGGAGCACAGGCGGCCUGGGUGAGCGUGACAUUGAAAAAAAAAAUGUGCUCGAGCGCCAAGCUGGUGGAAAUGGUGCAGAGGCUCACUGGAAAGGCGAGCGGUGCUGCGUUGGAUUUGAUACAGGAAUUCUCGGCUCGGUUGUAUGCGUAAGGAGUGGCUUGUGCGAUGCCCUAGUGCUUGACUGGGUAGCUUUUCCAUCGUUAUACACUUGUGUGCGCUUGACACGGCAGCUCAAUACAGCGUGGAUGCGGUGAUCGAACGAGGGCCAGCGUAUUCAUGGAGGCCAUGAAAUGAACAGUGUUUGGUUGCUAAUGUGCUGAUACUUCCCCUUUGUAUUUUAUUAAAGGUGACAUUAACCGUGGCGGUUUGAAGCA
Messenger RNA from Dermacentor albipictus, 3601 nucleotides. NCBI's taxonomy places the organism in Eukaryota, Metazoa, Arthropoda, Arachnida, Ixodida, Ixodidae. The record is from RefSeq and is a predicted model, not a curated record.